AAUGAGAUUGUUGAAAUCCAGAAAGGCCAAAAUAAGAAAAAUAAGAAUCAGCGUUGUGCUUGUCUGUCUUCCCUCCCUUCUCUUCUUAUACGUUUUCUUUUGUUCACUCUGUAGCACACCGCCCAAACCUCUCUAAAGAAACUCUUUCUUUGGGUUUUUUUCAGUCUUUCUCUUGAUGGGGUUGCCCAAUUCAAAACCCUUGUUAUCUUUCUUGAAAUUGUUCAUUCUUGAGAUUUUUCAAUCUUGAUUUGUGUUUUCAUUGAAAGAAUUUGAAAACUUUAUUAGUUUUGGGGUUGUUUCUAGGGUUUUUCUUUACUUGUUCAAAUGCAAUUUACCAUGAUUUUGAGCAUUUGUUUUCAGUUUCGUUUCAGCAUUUGCUCAAUUGGAUGGUUUUGUGAUAACCCCUUUUGAUUUCUUGGCUUAAAGAUUGGAACUUUGUUCAAAUUCUUUGUUUCCAUCAGUUGUUUUGCUUGUUUUUUUUUUGUUGUUUUUAGGUUGUGAAUUGAUUUCAUCAACUUUUUUGGUGAGGAGGGAAGCUUUGAUAAGGUAGGAUGAAUAGUGUUUUGAAUGAGCAGAUACUUGCAGACAAGCUUUCGAAGCUUAACACCACUCAGCAGUGCAUUGAAACAUUGUCUCAUUGGUGCAUCUUCCACCAAGAUAAGGCAGAGCUGGUUGUUACAACAUGGGGUAAACAGUUCCACAGUUCUGAAAUGGCUAAGAAAGUCCCUCUACUUUACCUUGCAAAUGACAUCCUGCAAAACAGCAAGCGUAAAGGAAAUGAGUUUGUCACAGAGUUUUGGAAGGUUCUUCCUUCAGCACUCAAGGAGAUUGUCGGAAAAGGCGAUGACCAUGGAAAGAAUGUAGUUUCCAGAUUGGUUAAAAUAUGGGAAGAAAGGAGGGUGUUUGGAUCUCGAACACAGAGCCUGAAAGAUAUAAUGCUUGGAGAAGAGCUGCCACCACCAUUAGAGUUUGGAAGAAAGCGAAGUCGUUCUGUCAGAAUAGUUAAAAGGGACACGCGGUCCAUAAAAACGAAAUUGACCGUUGGAGGAACAGCUGAAAAAAUAGUGUCAGCAUUUCACUUGGUGGUCCGUGAGCAUUCUACUGAAGAUGAAGAAAUGAGCAAAUGCAAGUCUGCUGUUUACCAUGUGCGAAAGAUGGAAAAGGAUGUCGACAUGGCCCUUGCAAAAGCAAACUAUCCAAAGAGAAAAACCCUGUCCAAAGAACUGGAGGAGGAAGAAAGUACUCUGAAACUGUGUAUUGAGAAACUUAAGGUUGUUGAGACAAAUAGAUUGUCUCUUGUAUCACAGUUGAGAGAAGCACUAAAUGAACAGGAAUCUGAACUAGAGAACGUUCGGACUCAGAUACAGGUGGCGGAAGCACAGGCAGGGGAAGCCAGCAACAUGCGGAAGUAUCUGGAUGAUGAAGAUUAUGUGGGACAAAGAAAACCUUUGGCUUCAACAACAUUUACAUCAAAUGACACCUCUGCAAAAGCAGGACAAACAAGCAAGAAGACAGCUGCAGCAAUCGCAGCUGAGGUAGCUGACAAGCUUACAGCUUCCAGUUCCUCUCAGUAUAUCAUGUCUUCGGUCCUCUCUACAUUUGCUGCUGAGGCGGCUAAAUCUGCGGAGCUGUCAAAAUCUUCAUCAUAUCCAGCCACCAACAAUUUUAUUUCAAAACCAGAAAAGUUUCUAUCAGAUUCAAAUGUUUUGAUGCCAGCACAGUUGCAUAAUCCUCCCCCAAGUAACCCUUAUCAGUCAAUGCUGGUUCCUCAUCCCACAGUGCAUCCGGGUCAAUAUCAGUCACUUACUAAUCCAACAUCCCAGCAGUAUUUACAGCCAUCAGCAGGAAUGAUGAGCCCUUAUAGUUAUGGGAGUAUUCCUGCCUUGCCAUCUGUACCAACUCCACCAGCACCAGCACCAGCACCUCCAUCAUAUAUGACUUUAACACAGCAACCAUUGUCGAUGAUGCAGCAGGCUGUAACACAACAGCAACAAGUACCGUUACCUCACCAACCACCUCCUCCUCCUAAUUUCCGUCCUGUGACACCUAUCCAGCCUCCUGGAAUGGUGUACUAUUCUCAACCACAUCAUUCACAAUGAGAGAUUACUCUUUUCAAACCUGACCAUUACUUCUUGGUAUCAGAAACAACAAAUUUCCAGAUGUGAAAUUGUGAACAAUAGGAUAUCGUUGGACAAAUCAUGAACCGACGCAUAGUGUUAUAUACAGGGCAAGAGCAGUUGGAUAGUGCAGGUAAUAGAUUAUCAUUAGUAUUUAUUUUUCCAUCUUCAAGACAGUUUAGAAAAUUCUGCGAUGAUGAGCGUCUUCAUCCGGUGUUGUCAUUGUUGUUCCUUGGGGAUUCUUUUCCUGUUUUUCCGUUUCAUCAUACAUGUAACAUUAGCAUGAUGGCAGGAGCUGGUGAGAAUUUUGUAUUACUAGUUAAAACAGGAUAGAAGAACUAGGCUUUUCUGUCUCACAUAAACUUGGUAUAUGAAAUAGACAGCUUUUUAUCCCCAUCA
Molecule: messenger RNA, 2516 nt
Organism: Solanum dulcamara
Lineage: Eukaryota; Viridiplantae; Streptophyta; Magnoliopsida; Solanales; Solanaceae
Exons: 7
Coding region: 552-2099 (515 amino acids)
Biological process (GO): mRNA 3'-end processing
Cellular component (GO): RNA polymerase II, holoenzyme
Molecular function (GO): RNA polymerase II complex binding
Source: RefSeq, a predicted model, not a curated record